Molecule: messenger RNA, 168 nt
Organism: Brugia malayi
Lineage: Eukaryota; Metazoa; Nematoda; Chromadorea; Rhabditida; Onchocercidae
Exons: 2
Coding region: 1-168 (55 amino acids)
Source: RefSeq, a predicted model, not a curated record
AUGAUGAACCGAACGGAGAAAUGCCGGCUUUGGCUGACUUCUGCGCUGCAAAAAACGAAUGAUUUGGAAUUUGGAAUCAUUUGGCAAAAGACUAAAAGAGUCAUACUAAAUGGAACGAGCCAACAAAUUCUCGUAAAUCGACAUUUAGGAUCAAAUCAAAUUUAUUGA